This is a messenger RNA of Crotalus tigris (Tiger rattlesnake), 6374 nucleotides long. It is a transcript of the gene ADAMTS18, whose product is annotated as ADAM metallopeptidase with thrombospondin type 1 motif 18. The record is from RefSeq and is a predicted model, not a curated record. Gene Ontology annotation, molecular function: metalloendopeptidase activity. Gene Ontology annotation, cellular component: extracellular matrix. Bases 397 to 4035 code for a protein of 1212 amino acids. Lineage: Eukaryota; Metazoa; Chordata; Lepidosauria; Squamata; Viperidae. Gene Ontology annotation, biological process: extracellular matrix organization; proteolysis. The transcript has 23 exons.
GAGGCGCGCGCUGGCCAGGGCGGAGGCGGGGAAGGGGGCUGCCCCGCGCCGCGUCUCUCUCUCUCCCUCUCUCUGUCGGGAUGGGCUGCCCCGCGCCGGUGCCCGCCGCUGGGGGCGGUGCAGCGGGGGGAUGCCAAGGCGGGCUGCCCCCGGCGCUGUAAGCAUGUGGUGGGGAGUGGAGCUCCCGCCGCACGGCUCGGCUGCUCCUGCUGCUCCUGCUGCUGCCGGUGGUGGUGGCGGCGGCGGUGACGGAGGCGGCGGCGGCGGCGGCGGCGGCAGGUAGAGCCGUCCUCCCCCGCCCUCCGCACCCCACCCCGAUGUCCCGCGGAGACCGCCAGGCGUUGCUUCCAGCUCUCCCCGUCGGCUUUGCCCGUGGCGGUUGGCAAGAGCCCCUCCAUGCACGCGCUCACCCUCCUCUGGCUGGGCAGCGUUGCGAAGAUUCUCCCGUUGUGCUGCCUCUCUUGCAGCGUUGUGGUGGAGGCAGCGUUGCCCGGUGACAGCGGUGGUGGCCCCGGCGCCUUCAACCAGGAUUACACCUUUGUUAUCCCCGUUGAGGUGGACUCCAGCGGAUCCUAUCUCUCGCAUGACAUUUUGCACAGCGCGAGGAAGAAGCGGUCCGCCCUAAAUGCGAAGGCUUCCUUGCACUAUAGGUUCGCAGCAUUUGGACAGGAACUGCACCUUGAGCUGAAGCCCUCAAACUUCUUGAGCCAGGAUGUGACUGUCCAGGUGCUCGGGAAAGAUGGCAUUGAAGAUUCUCAGGUUGGCGGUGUUGAACAGUGUUUCUAUCAGGGAUUUAUAAGGAACCACAGUUCUUCCUCCAUUGCCAUAUCCACGUGCGCAGGUUUGUCAGGUUUGAUAAGGACACAGGAGAAUGACUUCCUUAUAUCACCAUUACCUCAACACCUAGCACAGGAACUUCACUAUAAGCCACCUGCUGGACACCACCCUCAUGUAUUGUAUAAACGGACAGCUGAAGAGAAAGUGCUGCACCGGUACAAAGUAGAUUCAAAUCCUUACCACUUUCCCCUUGACCGUCACAGCAAUCUCACUGCCCACAAGUAUCACAUUCCAGCUAACGAUUAUCACCAUGGAAGGUUUCAAAAGCAGCAUUUUUGUGGACGGCGCAAGAAAUAUAGUCCUAAGCCACCCACUGAAGACACAUUCGUCUUAUCUGACGAAUAUGGGAGCCAAGCAAGGUUGAAAAGGUCCCCCGUUAAAAAUCAGAAGGGUGGAAGUUUGAAUGUUGAAACGCUAGUUGUGGCAGAUAGGAAAAUGCUGGAGAAACACAGCAAGGAGAACGUUACCACCUAUAUCUUAACAGUGAUGAACAUGGUCUCAAGUCUUUUCAAGGAUGGUACAAUUGGAAGUGACAUCAAUAUCGUUGUUGUGAGCCUUCUUCUUUUGGAACAAGAACCUGGGGGACUAGUGAUCAACCACCAUGCAGACCAGUCACUGAACAGUUUUUGCCAAUGGCAGUCAGCUUUGGUUGGAAAGAAUGGGAAAAGGCACGAUCAUGCUAUCUUGCUUACUGGAUUUGAUAUUUGCUCCUGGAAGAAUGAGCCUUGUGACACUUUAGGCUUUGCUCCUAUCAGUGGAAUGUGCAGCAAAUACCGCAGUUGCACCAUCAAUGAAGACACUGGCCUUGGCUUGGCAUUUACUAUUGCCCAUGAAUCUGGACACAAUUUUGGCAUGAUUCACGACGGAGAAGGAAACCCAUGUCGAAAAGCUGAAGGUAACAUCAUGUCUCCCACUCUCAUAGGCAACAAUGGAGUGUUUUCAUGGUCAGUGUGUAGCCGGCAAUACCUUAACAAGUUUCUCAACACUGCUCAGGCAGCGUGUCUGAUAGAUGAGCCCAAACAAGCUGGACAAUACAAAUAUCCUGAUAAACUCCCAGGACAGAUCUACGAUGCCGACACACAAUGCAAAUGGCAAUUUGGAGCAAAAGCAAAACUCUGCAACUUGAGUUUCGUGAAGGAUAUAUGCAAAUCACUCUGGUGCCAUAAAGUAGGUCAUCGAUGUGAGACAAAGUUUAUGCCGGCUGCAGAAGGAACACUGUGUGGAAUAAACAUGUGGUGCCGAAGGGGCCAGUGUGUACCAUUUGGAGACCACGGUCCCAAACCUGUGAAUGGCCAGUGGUCAGCAUGGUCUAUGUGGUCAGACUGUUCUCGGACUUGUGGGGGAGGAGUCACCUAUCAAGAGAGACAUUGCAACAAUCCCAAACCUCAGCAUGGCGGAAAGUUUUGCCAAGGCUCAAGUCGCAUUUAUCAGCUUUGCAACACUCAGCUCUGUGCAUCAAACAGCCCAGACUUCCGAGCCCAGCAAUGUGCUGAGUAUAAUAGCAAACCUUUCCGCGGAUGGUACUACAAAUGGAAACCCUACACCAAAGUAGAAGAGGAAGAUCGCUGCAAACUCUACUGUACAGCAGAAGAUUUUGACUUUUUCUUUGCCAUGUCGAACCGCGUAAAGGAUGGGACCCUCUGCUCACUGUAUAAAGAAGAUGUGUGCAUUGAUGGGGUUUGUGAACAAGUGGGGUGUGAUUAUCGCCUUGGAUCCAAAGCUGCUUUGGAUGCUUGUGGAGUUUGCAAAGGAGACAAUUCUUCAUGUACAUUCUACUCAGGCCAUUAUUUAACCCAGCAUAAAACUAACAAUUAUUAUCCCAUUGUUACAAUUCCCGCAGGAGCUCGCAGUAUUGAAAUUCAAGAAUUGCUAAUCUCUAGCAGCUACCUUGCAGUCCGCAAUUUGAAUAAGAAAUAUUACCUAACCAAGGACUGGACAGUUGACUGGCCUGGAAAAUUUUACUUUGCUGGAACAAUGUUUGAUUAUCAACGGCCUUUUAGCCAUCCAGAGAAGCUGUUAGCAUCUGGCCCAACUAAUGAGACACUCAUCUUUGAAGUGCUGUUACAAGGGAAAAAUCCUGGCAUUUCCUGGCGAUAUACCUUAUCUAAGGUGAAUAAUGAGAACAAGAUAUUCACAAAAAGGCAUAGCUACUCAUGGGUGAUGGUGCAGUCAGAUUGCUCAGCAACCUGUGGUGGGGGGCAUUUGAUAGCCAAAGCUGUGUGUUUACAGGAUCAUCAAACUCGUGUAAAUUCUUCAUUCUGUGGCCCAAGGUCAAAACUCUUAACAGAAACAAUGAUGUGCAAUGCAAAUCCUUGCCCAGCCUAUUGGUCAGUAAGUGAAUGGAGCAUUUGCAGCCAGUCCUGUGGUGGGGGACAGCAAAGCCGUCAUAUCCAGUGUGUCCAGAAAAAGGCUUUUCAUAAGGAAGAGGUUGUGGCACAUGCCCUGUGCCCAGUAACCACUCCAGCACAAAUACAGGCAUGUAAUAACCAGGACUGUCCACCAGAAUGGAAUCCUGAGCCUUGGUCACAGUGUUCCAAAACCUGCGGACGAGGCAUAAUGAAACGUGAAGUUUUCUGCAAAAGUGUACGAGCCUCCAUCCUAACAAUUGUGCCAGAGAGCUUGUGCAACAGCGAAACAAAGCCAGAAAUGCAACAGACUUGCGUGUUGGGACGGUGCCCUAAAAACGAGCGUCUUCAAUGGGUGAUCUCUGCUUGGAGUGAGUGUUCUGCUACUUGUGGGCCAGGUAUCAGGAGGCGAGAAAUGCAGUGCAUUGAGAAAAGCAUUGGUGGCAAAUUGAUCACUUUCCCAUUGCGCCGCUGUCGAAAUCUUAAGAAGCCAAGCAUUGAUUUGGAAGAAGUGUGCCAGCAAGGACCAUGUCCGAUGCAUCCUCUGUACAAUAGGAUAUCAGGGUGGUAUUCUUCACCUUGGCAGCAGUGCACAGUGACAUGUGGUGGGGGAGUACAAACACGGAGUGUGCAGUGUCUCUUUCAAGGCCAGCCAGCAACCGGGUGUCUGUUUUAUCAGAAACCGGCAAUGUCACAAGCCUGCAAUACUAAUUUCUGCCUUGCUCCAGAGAAGAAAGACGAUCCUUCUUGUGUGGACUUCUUUGCUUGGUGCCACCUGGUUCCUCAACAUGGUGUCUGCAAUCAUAAAUUUUAUGGCAAGCAGUGCUGUAAAUCAUGCACAUGGAAGAAUUGAUCUGAUCAUUUCAGGCUGCCGCUCCAACAGGUUGAUUCCCCUUUGUCAAAGUUCCUUGUGAACCAAAUAUUAACCUAAAUGGCCAAGGAAAAUGGUGACAUUCUAACAUGGAGCAGAAAUUGCAGUGGUAAACCUUAUGUUGAAUCUUCCAGGACUGGAUUUUGAACGUAGAAUGGAAUGAGAUUGAGUAAUCUUCACUCUUCGUGGCCAAAAGUGAUCCCAACUACACUGGAUUGGCAUAGUGGUCCAAUUUUUUUCACUACAGAGUCAAUACAGAGAACCUAAAAUAGGGAAAUAGAGCAUACUAUGAAGACAUGUUAGCUAAUACGGUGUUUGUCAGCCGAGCCGUUCGAAAGAAGGAGAAUGUCUUUUAGGUUCAUUACAAUGGUGGCUGCUGAGACUGUGAAUUGCUAUACACAACAAAGGUGUGAUAUCUAGACAAAGACAGUGCUGCACUAUCAAGACUAAAGGUGCUUUUCUGUUUUCUAAAAGUGCUGCUGGGAAACUAAGGGCUAUAUCAAAAUGGAAUUCCUUGCUUUAUUGUGUUCCUUUCCCCAUGAUUAGCAAUAAAUCAGUCAUAGUUUACUAGCCACUUGAAUGAGCUGGCAUGCCUUGGGAUAAUCCUCCAAGAAAAUCCCAUUGAGUUUUUUUAAAAUAGCAUUUCUGUGUUCUCUGAGCAAAGUAGAAUUUCAUUCAACGUGAACCUCUCACAUAUGGGGCUAUGCCUCGUUAUCAUUCAAAAAUUCCACCACCUUCUUGUUUACAUUAAACAUUGAAAUUGUUUCGCUGACUGUUUGAGAAUUUGAGUGUUACUUGUGAAAACUAGACCUUUUUUCUAUUCAAACAUUAAACGAAAUGAGAAGGAAAUUGCAACUAUUGCCCAAAUAGUAGGAAUUGCAUGAAAUUCAUUAAUCCGUUUCAGGCAGUGGCAGAGAUUGAUCUUGCUGAAUUCAAACAUAAAUGCAAAAUGCUAUGAAUAUGACUUGAAAGUUUAUGCAAACAAAUAGCUAUAUAUCUUUUCUCCAUUCCAUCUGCAAACCACUUGAAAGACAUCUCUUUCCUUAUGGAAUCAUUUAUAUAAACUGGGCCAGGAAAUGAACCUGCAUUUCCAGGUAUGAUCACUCAUGCUAAAUACAAGCACGGAUUUAUAGGCUCAUGGAUUAAAUGCACUGGCUAGUUUUGUAUAAUAUUUUGAACAGGUUAUUUAAAGAUCUACCAACUCCAUUCAGAUAGCAUGCUACAUCUGGUUAAUUUUACCCUUCUCUUGUGUUCUUUUUAUUAUUUGCCAUAUAAUACAAACCCAACCUCUUUAUGGAACACAUUAAACCAUAAACUAACCAUACCAUACAGUCAUCUGGUUAAGUGUUGUGCAAAUACAGCUAUUAAGUGUGCCAUGGUGAGUCAAAAACCUGUUCUUAAAAGAUGUUGAUGAACAUGACAAUUGAGCCAAGGAUAGCUGACUAGUUUUUUUUUUAAGUUCUCUGUGUUUUCUUUAUCAGAAAAAGAAACAUAUUAUAUAUAGUUCUGAAUUAGUCAAACUGAUGGUCCUGUACACUUGCGUUUCUCUGCUGGAAAAUAUUUGAUCUAGACAGUUGGCACAUACAUACAGCCCAUUUUUGCAUGACAACUGAUAUUAGUGGAUUCACCAUUCAUGGAAUAAGUAGAAAAACAACAUGUAUCCAAUAUAGAAAGAAUAGAUUUUGAAUGCUCAGACGGUGAACUAGAAUACAAGGCGAUCUCUUUGCUAAAACCAAUAUGGCUAAAGAAGCUUAUAUUUUGAUGUAAUUUUCUGGGGCAUGGCUAUACUGGACAUUUUUGUCCUCUUUCCAGCCAAUCCCACAUCAUCCUUGGAUGAGUAUAUGGCUCUCUGAACUAUCAUUUCUGAUCUAAAAUUAGACACAUCAACAUUAAUGUCAGAAAGUGGUCAGUCAAAAUUAGCAGUUUCUUUUUUGCAAGGAACAGCAUGAAAUGUGAUGCAUUAGGAAAUGAUUAUUCCAACAGUCUUGAGUUUGAAGUAGACUGUCCUUGAACAUUUUAAAAUGAGAGAUCUUUCUCUCCAACAAGGUGUUCUACAAUUGUCAUAUUUUAUUAUUUGAUGUAAAAAUAUUAAUUUAUUAAUGCAUAGCUCUCCCUUCUUUUUAAUUUUAUCACUGGCUUCCCAAACAAGUGAUGGCAAUGCAAAUAAAUGUUGCAUAGAAAUAUAGAUUGUGAUGUAAAAGGAAAAAAAAGAGAACAAACUUAAAGCAUAAAUUGUACUAUUUAAUUGUUUCAUAAGUUGUAAUAAAAAUACUCUAUUUCAUUAUGUUUUGGUACCUGUACAAGUCUUGAAUAAACUAUGG